Molecule: messenger RNA, 3129 nt
Organism: Schizophyllum commune H4-8
Lineage: Eukaryota; Fungi; Basidiomycota; Agaricomycetes; Agaricales; Schizophyllaceae
Product: ARM repeat-containing protein
Exons: 15
Coding region: 1-3129 (1042 amino acids)
Biological process (GO): protein import into nucleus
Cellular component (GO): cytosol; nuclear envelope
Molecular function (GO): small GTPase binding
Source: RefSeq, a predicted model, not a curated record
AUGAAUCUGGGUCCUAGAGGAGUACAAUUGGGCGUGCAGACUCAGGUCGCCAACCCGGAAGAGGUCUUCCAGGUUGUUCAGGCGAGCACGUCGCAGGAUGUUGCAACCAUGACUGCAGGCAGCGAGCGGUUGAAGGCGCUGCUCGAGCAACAGGGAGCGCACGCGAUAUUGCUCGAGAUAGCGGCGCAAACGACCCUCCCGCUUAAUGUACGGCAGCUGGCUAUUCUGCAGUUCAAGAACCACAUCGGAAGUCGAUGGCGCAACCGUAGGCUAUUGACGGACGGGCACCGCACACAUAUGAGGACACUGCUCUUGUCCUUCCUGGACGAAACGGACGAGACCAUCGCAAGUUGCGUGGAGGAGGUGCUGGGCAAGAUAUCUCGCAGUGAUUACCCGAGCCAAUGGCCGAAUCUCCUGGAAACCCUCAUGCAGGUCGUCUACACCGAGUUCCCCAAACGUUCCUCCAUGACGGAAGAGAAUCCAGCCGCAGCCCUCCGCCUCAGACGCGCUCUUCGCCUCAUCUACAAGGUCGUCAAGCAAUUCUACUCUCAGAGGCUCCUCGCUGGCGUUCGCGUCAUGGCUUCCAUCAUCGCGCAACUCCACGCGCAUCUCUCUCAAUGCUACACCCAGCUUCUGGAUGGCCUCUCCGCUUCGUCAAUCAACGAGAUCGCGCUCGUCACGCCCAGAAUACAGAACGACAUCGUCAUCUCGCACGUCCUGUUCAAAAUCCUGAACACCAUGCACGUCUGGAUAUUUCAGAAGGCUGGCAAGCCAGGCGAGGAUGCUUCUCUCGCCGAGUGGGCCAAUGCCUUCUUCCAGCACACUAUACAAGAAGUACGCCACUUCGUCGCCCUCCGAUCGAGCUUCGUCGCGUCAGUCCUCGCGAGCAACCGUCUGAGCGACGCGGCGUGCAGGAAAACGAUGGACCUACUGGUGAAGAGGAUCAAGGGCUACGGCAAGUUCUACUUCCGCCUCGCCAUGCUGAACCCAGGGCGGUUCGUGGAGCUACCGAGCUGUACGGAUAUGAUCAUGUUCUACUGGACGGAGAUUGAGAAGGCGACGGAGGCGCCACCGCAGAGUAUAGCAGACUCGAACUACGCACCAUAUCCAGUCCGGUUUUUGGUCCAGGGCAUGAUGCUGUUCAGGAUAUCCGCUAGCCAGUGGAAGCCUCGCAACAAGGAUGGCACACCGAACCCGAGAGAACAUCUUUCCCGAGAAUUCGUCGAGAACGCAGUGCGCUUCCUCGUCACGCGCUUCAUGCCCCUCAAUCCGCACGACCUCGAGUCGUGGUCGAACGACCCCGAGGAGUGGGUGAACGCAGAAGACAAGGAGAACGACCAGUGGGAGUUUGAGAUCAGACCGUGUAGCGAACGCGUGCUGGUGACACUGUGUAACCAAUACCCGGAAGUCGUGACCCCAUUGUUGCAAGCAGCCUUCAAGGACAUCGCCUACAAAGAGAUGACCGACCUCCAAGGCGUCGUCCAAAAGGAAGCUAUCUACUGCGCCAUCGGCCGCUGCUGCCACAAGCUCAAAGAGGCAAUCCCCUUCGCGGAGUGGGCGCAGAAGAUCCUCGUGGCGGAGGCGACGAGCACGAAUCCGACGUAUCCCAUCCUAAAGCGUCGGAUUGCGUGGCUGAUUGGGCAGUGGGUGUCGUCGGGCAUGACGUCGCCGAAUAAUUCGACGUUGUGGGAGUUGCUGGUGCAUUUGUUGGGGGAUCGGAGCCAGGGGACGGAUGCGGUCGUGAGGUUGACAGCGGUGGAGGCGUUGAGGCAGUGUGUGGAUACACUUGAGUUUGACCCAACUGUCUUUCAACCCUUCCUGCCCCGAUGCAUCGAAGAGUUGUUGCGCAUGCUUGGCGAGGCAGAGACGCAGGAGGGCAAGAACCGGGUCGCGAAGGCCUUGAACACGGUCAUCGCUCAGUGCAAGAAGAAUGUUGUGCCGUUCAUCAGCAUGAUUGCCCAGCCGAUACCGCAGCUAUGGACGGAGUCUGAGCAAUCCGAAGACGCGUCGUUCAAGGCAACGCUCCUAGAGACUGUCACAAGCUUAGUCAAUGUUGUCAAGGAGGAAUCGACGCCGCUUGCGCCUCUGGUCGUACCCUUGGUGAAGGAUGCGCUCACUACCAAGAUCACGACCUUCGUCGAUGAGGAUGGCUUCGAGCUGCUGCACUCCGCCCUCCGCAACACCACGAGCAUCUGGUCCGUCAACGGCGGGCCUUGCCUCGCCGACCUCUUCCCCGUCCUCAUCGCGUACCUCGCGGACAACCUCGACAUCCUCGGCCGCACGGUCCAAUGCCUCGAAUCCUUCUACCUCCUCGACGCCCCGGGGCUGCUCCAGCGGCACGCCAUGCCCCUCUUCGAGGCGUACCUACAAGCGCUCAACAGCGACGCCGUCUGCGUCAACAACUGCCAGAUGAUCGGCUCGCUGGCGCUGCUGGUCCGCCUGGCCCCCGCGCCGCUGUGGGGCGAGGCCCUGCAUACGUCGGGCCUGUUCGCAAAGCUGCUGAGGACGCUGAUGGACGGGGAGGUGGAAACGCUGCUGCUGAUCGAGCAUGUGUUCCUGUUCUCGAGGAUCGUGCUGGCGGACCGGCAGGUGUUUGUGACGCUGAUGACGGCGACCGCGGAGAAGACCGGAAUGGCAGAGGAUAAGCUGUACGAGCUGCUGCUCGACCAGUGGUGGGGGAAGUUCGACAACAUGGGCGAGCCCUGGAAUCGCAAGCUGACGGCCAUGGGCAUCGCGUCGCUCGUGGCGACCGGGAAGGACCGAGUACUCAAGCGUCUGUCCGGCGAGGUCUUCAACAUCUGGCUUGACUGCUUCGGGGAGAUCAAGGAGGCGCAGACCGAGGCGAGCGAACCUGGCGAGUUCUCGCAUGGCCUCAGGCGAAUGUGGGAGAACGAAGACGCCCCAGAGAAAUUCUAUGCGGGCUCUGAGGAUACUGUCGAAUACGAGCGCAGGAAAGCGCUCUACGAGCAUGAUCCUGUCCGAACUGCGCAGCUGACGGCCUUUGUCAAAGCCUGCAUGGAUGAGGUCGCCUUGCGCGUUGGGCCUCAGCAGCUAGAAGGUGUUUACUUGAAGGACGCCGACCAGGCGGUCCUUCGCGAAAUCUACAAAAACUUGGGUAUCAUUGCAUGA